CAGAGCAGCAGGGCCCGCUCGCUGCCUCCAUGUGACUGCAGCUUCCGUUGGCUCCUUCCGCAAAGGCUAAAUCGGUGCUCAGCCAGAGGGCGGGUGGCACACGGCCCCGGGGGUGGCACACGGACCCCGAGGGUGGCAUAUGGACCCCUGCCCCUGUCCCCAGGACCCCCUGAGCACAGCUGAGGGGCCGCAGGAUGGAGCGUUGCAAAGCCCUCGCGGUGCUGCUCCACGCGUGGCAGCUGUGAAAGUGCCUUGUGUCAAACACUGGCUGAGCCCUCACUGCUCAUUUGCCUGAGUUUCAGCUUUUCCCCAGAUGCAAAUGCCGUCAGCUCCGCUCCCACCAGGAGUGCCGCCACUGAGAUGGAGGCCCCGCUCCCUGGUCUCUCCCUGCUUCUUCUCCUCCUGGCAGUGGGAUGGGGAAGCAGGAUGGAUGCAGCCUGGGUAUCAUCUCCUGGGGGCUGUGAGCUUGUGCAGAGCAUCAUGGACUGCACAGGCAGAUGGCUGAGUUCCAUCCCAGGAAACCUUCGAGGCGAUACCGAGGAGCUGUUUCUUGAUGACAACACUAUCCAGGUCCUGGGCAAUGCCUCCCUGCUCCUGUAUCCCCAGCUCUGGCAUCUCAGCUUGACCAGGAACCGGCUGGAGCUCAUUGAGCCCGGUGCCUUCCUCAGCAGCCAAGGCCUGGAGGUGCUCUCCUUGACAGACAACCUGCUCUUCACCAACUACUCGCUGACAGCCGCUGCUCUUUCUGCUCUGCCGGCCUUGAGGAUGCUGGAUCUGGCUGGAAACCAGCUCAGGGAGGACAUGGUAUCAGUUUUAGUCUCAAACCUCUCUUCCUUGGAGUCUCUGUCUGUGGCCAGGAACAUCAUCAUGAGAUUGGACUCAUCCAUCUUCACAAACCUGACAGAGCUGCUGGAGCUGAACCUGGAGAAGAACUACAUCUUUGAGAUUGACAAUGCUUUCGAAGGGCUGCAGAGGCUGCAGAGGCUCAACUUAGCUUAUAACUACCUCCCGUGUCUGGUGGGGUUUGACCUGACCCAGCUCAGGGUGCUCAAUCUCAGCAACAAUGUCAUUGAGUGGUUUCUGACCAUGGAAAUUGAUGACCUCUUUGAGCUGGAGGUGCUGGACCUGUCCCACAACCGCCUCCUGUUCUUCCCUGUGCUGCCCCAGCAGAGCAAGCUGCACUCCUUGCUGCUGCAGGACAACAGGAUGAGUUUCUACCAGCGCCUCCCCAACGGCACCUCCCUGGCCAACGUCACCAUGCAGUUCCUGAUCAUUGAUGGCAACUCCACCAACAUCACCACGGUCAGGCUCUGGGACGAGCUCUGCCACAGCAACCUCUCCUCCCUGCGCCUCCUGGACAUGAGCCAGAAUGAGGUCUGGGGCCUGCCAGAUGAUUUCCUAGCGCAGACACCCUCCCUGACCCACCUGAAGCUCAACCAGAACUGCCUGGAGGCAUUUCACCUCUCGGAGGAGGACUCCUUGGCCAUGCUGACAGAGCUGGACCUCAGCCAGAACCAGCUGGUGGAGCUGGGGGUGAAGGUGGGCACUGGGGACAUCCUGCCCAGCCUGCAGCUCUUCAACCUCAGCACCAACAGGCUUCAGGCUCUUCCUCCCGGGAUUUUCACCCACACCAGGAAGAUCACUACCCUGGACCUCAGCUACAACCGGGUUGACCUCUGUCCCCAGCCAGGUGAGCCCAAGAGUCUCUCCUGCGUGGACAUCAGGGGUGUGGAGACCUUGGCCCACCUCUCCUUGGCUGGCUGUGGUCUGCAGGGGAUGGGCGGCCGCCCCUUCCAGGGGACAUCGCUGACGCACCUGGACCUCUCUGACAACCGCCAGCUGCUGUCCGGGGACCUGGGCUGGCUGCAGGACCUUGUCCUGACACUGCAGGUGCUGUCUCUGAGGAACACCAGCCUCUCCUCCACCACGGACUUCUCUGCCCUGGGCAGCCUCGUGCGCUUGGACCUUUCUGGGAAUUGCUUGGCCGCGUUCCCCGGCUCGCUGGGCGCGCUGAGGCUGCGCAGCCUGGACCUGCGGGACAACUGCCUGCCGGCGCUGCCGCGGGACCUGCCGCAGGCACCGCUGGGCAGGAGCCUGCGGGAGCUCUACCUCAGCCAGAACCCCUACAACUGCUGCACGCUGGGCUGGUGGGACGCCCUGCAGCAGGCCGAGGGGCUGCGUGUCCCCGACGGGCCGGAGGUGACCUGCAGGCACGGCUCCCGCGCGCUGAGCCCCGGCGCGCUGCCCCAGCCCGUCCUGCAGAGCUGCCAAUGGCAGAGGGCCGACCUGGCGCUCCUCUACCUGGUGCUGGCUCUGCCCACCUGCCUGACGCUCCUGGUGGCCUUCGUGGUUGUCUUCCUCAUGCUCAAGGAGAAACUGCUGAAAAUGGUGAAAAAUCGGUGUGGGGUGUCCAGCCCUUACUAAUGGCUGAGGAAGAGGAAGGGCUCGGGAAGAGUCUGUAAUAGGGGGUGGUCAGGAGUGUAGGUGAUAACCCCUCCGAGGUGGUCAAGAUGGAAAGCUGAUGGAUGCAGGACAGGAGGUGCUGGGAGAGCCGCCAUUCCUGCCCUAAUGGUAGCUAAAGGGUGAGGGCUCUGUCUGGUGAUGGAGCGCUGGGAAUCCUCAAGGAACGUGUCUGCUGCUGAGAGCUGAGUGGACAUGACAGCAAACAUUCCUCGGCUAAAAGGACAGGUUGCCCAGAAAAUCUAUGGAUGCCCCCAAUCGUGGAAGUGUUCAAGGCCAGAUUGGAGUGGGAUUGGAGCAAUCUGAUCUGGAGGAAGGUGUAGGAAAGUGUUGUAACCAGAUGGGUUUUUAAGGUCUCUUGCAACCCAGACCACUCUGGUAUUCUGUGACAGUUUUCUCCAGCACUGCUUUGCCCCCCACCUUUCAGCAGUUCCUUUUAUUUAUUCCCACCUGUAGCCAACUCAAAAAGUCUUCUAGAUCUGCAACCAGCCUCCACAAAGUGCCCCAUGCUGGAGCAAACAUCACCUGGGCGCUGUGGAGAAGGGUCUCUGUAGCCACAGCUUUCCACACCGCUCUUGCCAGCAUUGCCAAACUCACAGGCAGCCCUGAUCAUGCACCAUGUGUGUGUGCUGAUAAAGACAGGCGUUGUCAGCAGGGUUGAAAGACAUUAUGGGGUGUUGUUUCUUCACUAAAGUCACAGUCUGGGUUAGAAAAGUCCAUUAGAAACAGCCCAAGUUGCAACAACAGGAAAUAUUGAUUGAAAAGCAGGAGAGUAAAUUACAUCUCUCAGUGAUAUUUUAUCAUGGAUUUAUAUUUCUCCAGUGACUGCUGGAUUAAACAUACAAAGGAAACAAGAGAAAUCCUUCCUCCUUGUUGUGCAAGCCCUGCUCCCAUGGGCAGUGCCCGGGGGUUUCCUCCACCCAGCUCUGCUCACAGCAGCUCUGCCUCUCCCAGAGCAGCAAGCACUACCUGGGGAAGUGCUGCUCUGUUCCUCGGGGGUCACUGAGGGGAAAGGAGAAGUGGUGGUGGCUUGUGCUAACUCAAAAGCCCUUCUCAGAACUGGAGUGGCUUUAUUCCUGUGGCACUGUUGGGAUUUUUCUAGUGAAACGUGUUUAAUGGGAACAGGGCACAGGGAAGUGUGCAGCAGUGCUGGAGUGGGAAUUCAGGGGGCUUGUCCUGCCUGGGUGUGGGCAGGCUCAGUUGGUGAUGUGGGGUGUGCCAGGGAUCAAGCCAGGUGGAGCUGUCCUGUGAGGUGAUGGAGGGAGAUGCCCAAGGCUGGCCUGAACCCAGGAGGAUGCUGGGGAUGGUGCAGGCAGGGGAGCCAAGGCUGGCAGCAGGGCAGACCCUUCCCAGGCACGGCUGUGGGAUGGGGCUCAUGGGGGAGCCUGGUGUGGCUGGUGGCUGUGCAAGGCUGCAAAAUGGAUGGGUCAGACCCUGCGAGACCAGCCAGCAGCUCCACUGGGGCUGAGAGCAGUACAGGCUCUGGAAACCCAUCUGUCAGAUCUGGCUGGGAAAUGACCGCUUUCUGCCCCAAUUUUAGACUGAAAUAGCCAAAACCAAAGCAGGCCCCAACUGGGGAAUCCCUCAGCCUAUUUCAACCCUUCUUUUGCCCAUAAGCUGCACCCUGGGGGACAGCAGUGACCUAUAAAUACAUCCCUGCACCAUCUCCCAGCUGCAUUCUGGCAUCUCCCCACUGGCAGGGUGAGUGGGUGCCCCUGUGAGCUCCCCUCUCCCUGGGGCUGGGCUGGGAGGGAUGUGUGUCCUUCCCCACCUCCACAGCUGGAGAGGGAUGUGUGUCCUUCCCCACCUCCACAGCUGGAGAGGGAUGUGUGUCCUUGCCCACCUCCACAGCUGGAGAGGGAUGUGUGUCCUUCCCCACCUCCACAGCUGGAGAGGGAUGUGUGUCCUUCCCCACUUCCACAGGUGGAGAGGGAUGUGUGUCCUUCCCCACCUCCACAGCUGGAGAGGGAUGUGUGUCCUUCCCCACCUCUGCAGCUGGAGAGGGAUGUGUGUCCUUCCCCACCUCCGCAGCUGGAGAGGGAUGUGUGUCCUUCCCCACCUCCACAGCCAAUGCUGCUGCUCCAUCAUGCGUGGGGUGCAGGGUGCAGCUGUGGGAGGACACACAGGGAGGAACCCAGGCACCUGGCACUGCCCAGGGCAUGGAUAAAAACAGGGAUUCUUAAUUGUGUGGAGCUGAUGGAGAUAUUCAACAUUCCCUCACCAUGGUGCCUGGAAAGCCGUGGCUCACCUGGAGCUGUGAUGUGAAGGGGGUGCUAGGGCAGCAAGAGGAGAUUCCACUUUCUGAGGUGUCCUUACAAAGCUGCUCUCAGCAUCUUUGCAAGGCCAUGGUGAUUGAUCAGGGAAGGUCCUUGGUGCCUGGAGAACCCAGGGGUCCCACCCAGCUUCAGAAAUGACCAAAAGGCCAGCCCAGAGAGCAACAGGGCAGUCACCUUCUUGUUGGGAAAACCAUGGAAUGAAUGCUCUUUAUUUGGAGCACAGCUCUAGAAAAGAGCGUAGCUGGAAGAAGCCUGCAUGGACUGCUGAGGCUAAGUUAUGCCUGCCCAAGCUGCUUUCCUGUCAGGAUGAAAUGGAUGGAUCUGCAGGCAAGGGGAGAGUGGUGGAUUCCCUGUGCCUCAGCAAGGCUUUGGACACAGAGUCCCACAGUGUUCUCCAUCAAAGUGCAGAGGCCAAGGUCUGCAUGGGUGGGCAGCCAGGCAGGUCAGGACCAGUGGGAGUGAAGUGCAGAGGGCUGUGGCCAGUGGGAUGUGCUCUACCAGGAGGCUGCUGAGGGGGCUGUUUUGGGAUCUGUCCCACUUCAUGUCUUUAUGCAUGAUCUAAACUGGCUGUGAAGUACCUUCCUGCCACAUUCCCAGAGGAUCCCAAACUGGGAAGACCAGUAUGGCUCCCUGUUGAAGGUCUGGGCUGGAGGAAUGGGGAGCAGGAACCUCACAAUCCAGGCACUCCUCUGGCCUCAUGUAGCCCUCACUGGAGAGGAGGCCAUGCCUGGGGCAGGGCACACACCAUGUCCUGCUCAGGAUGAAGCUGGGGGCAGGCUGGAAGUGGAGGAGAGGUUCCCAGGGGCCCUCCCCCUCCCAAGUGGGAGAUCUUCCUGUGUUGUUAUGUUGCAAUUGUUGAGGCAAGGCCUGUGCCAGACCCCUGCACGCCCUUUCCUGUCCUGGAAGAGCUGAGUCAGCCUUUACAUUUUGUUUAAUUUUGGCAAGUGAGGCCUCAGUUUUCAUUUCUCUCCUGAGUGAAGACCCCUUUGACCAAGCAUGAGCUCCCUUGUCCUCUCUAGUAAAGCACUCUGGAUUAACUGACACUUGCUCCAUGAUUUUCACAGCAGUGACUCAUUUUGGGGUGUAGGAGGAGAGCUCUUCCAGCUGCUCCUCCAGCCACUCCUCUUAGUUAUGUCAGGCAGCAGUUUGUUGAGGCCCUUCAAUUUGGGAUGAAGGCCAAUCUCACCCUCAGCCCUCACAGCUGCCUGGGUUCAGAAAGCCAAACCCCAGGAAGCAUUUGGCAUUGUAAAAUUUCCAAAAGAAUCCUAAUCUUAGUCCUCCAGUUCUCACACGAGAGCAGGACUGACCUAGUAGAGCCCAGCCAAGGCAGAUAGCUGGAUUAAAACCUUCAGUGGGAUGAGUUUGUCUUACUCUAGAACCACCCCCAGCCUUUGACCUUCUACCACUCUGGCUCUUCUGAUACUUUAAGCACAUUCUCCCAGAUCUGAGCACUGAUGAGGAAGCAUCACCCAGGAGUGUAAGGAUCCAACCAUCCCAUUGAAGCAGUUUGAAAUCACUGUGUUUUCAAAAGUACUUUCAAGACUAAUUCAUUUCCAAGAUACUCCUUCUCUUACAUGUAAGGACUUAUUUUUGUGUAAGCUAAAACUGAAGAUUUAAGCAUUGCUAGGGAAAUGUGAGAGCAAUAUUCUCAAUGCAGAGUUGAUUUACCCAGAAUGACUGAUACAUAUUUAACUUCCCAGCAGGCAAUAAUAAUCACCCUAUUUGUACAGUACAGCUUUAGCAGUGUCCUCAGGACAUGAAUAUUUAAUGCCUCAUUUUCAGCCAAAGCUGACUGAAAUGUAAAAAAUUGAAAGAUUAAAUAAUUUAAAAUUCUUUUAUGUAGGAAAAGACUAAAACAAGCCAACAAUUUCAGCUAUGCAGUUUCCAUUUAAUCAAGUCUGGCUUCUUAAAUAAAGCUCACUUAAGCCUGGGAUUGCUGUGGCACCUCAGGUUCUCCUGAGCCAGUGUAUGGUGACAUUGUUCUCUCUGCUGGGACACUGAGAUUUGUCUCUGAACCGUCCAUCUUUGUCUGGAAUCACAUUUCUUCAUCUGACUCAGUGUCCCAAGCACAGGACUCCAGCUGCUCAUCCUCUGGGAAAUCCACCUCAACGUUGUACACGAAGUCAGGGUCAUCCUUCCUCUUCCUGUUCUGUUCAAAGAGCUCAUCCAUGAUGCUCUUCCUUUUGGCCAGUUCCCAGUCAUCCAGUUGGUUCAUAUCCUCCUCUGGGUCAAUGGUGUGUUCAUGAUGAUACCUUUCCAAGCUCUCAGACAGGCUCUGUCCUUCCAAAUGAUCUCUCAGCAAGCUGUAGAGCUUCUGGAGCUGGCGCAGCGAGACCCCUUCCAGGUAGGCCUUGUGCCGAGGGUUGUUCUUCAGCUCCUCGGCAGCCCUGCUGCAGUCUGGGGAGAGCCAACACAGGCACCUGCAGCUCCAACAAACCUCUUCCCACUGACACAUCCCCUCCCAAACCCUCCCCAGGGGUGUCUCCAAACCCCCCAGAGAGCCAUUGAGAUGUGGGCUCCUUGGAGAGGCAACAUUACCCCUGUUACCCCAUUUCUCUUCUCAAAGAUUUCUGAGAUUCACAUUCUCUGAACUUCAGAAAAAGAGAAAACACAAUUCUUACCACUUGCUGUGCCUGCGUUGUGCCAAACUAGAAUGCAAUAUGGAAAUUGUUUACUCAAAGUGAAGAUAUUUUGUUCCCUUGGCCUAUCAGGCCAAGAGUGUGUGUGUGUGUAGGGACUGUCAUGGGACAGUCACAAGAAAAUCAGAGAUGAGUGCAGUGUAAGCAGUUGUAAGAGUGAGUGCAUGGCAGAUUCAGUUUAGAUACAAUGCACAUAGUAUAAUAGAAUAUUAAUUGGCCUUCUGAUGACAGACUCAGAUGCAUCAUUCUCUCUCCCUCACCAACGAUGGAGUUGCCUUUGAUUUACAAUAACCCCAGCACACCCCUCCCUGCACACUGCUGGGAGGGCACUCAGUGUUACCAACAAUGCUGCUACCAAAGGGCUCCUCUGCAUGCAGCUGGAUGAAAAGAGUGAAUGCAUUCCUGCAGACAGGAAGGAAUGUCCCUCACCUGAGAACCUGGAGAAAUUCCUGACGGGCAUGAUGCGCUGGCGAGUCUUGUCCUGGAUGUUGUCUCUGUAGAUGAGGAUGAUGGCGGGGGGCUGGAAGCAGAUCCCACAUUUCUGUGCACUGAAAGUCAUCCUGGCUCCAUAAGAGUCCCCUGCAUCUCUCUCUGGGAAACAGGGGAAAAAGGAAAACAGGUGGCAGAGUCUCUCAGUUGUGGUAUCUUCUGGGGUCCCCCGUGGCAGGAAGGAAAUGAUGAAUCUGACUCCAUGUUCUUAGAAGGCUAAUUUAUUGUUUUAUGGUAUUAUAUUAUAUUAAGGAAUGCUAUGCUAAAACUAUACUAAAGAAUAAAGAAAGGAUACAGACAGAAGGUUUAACAAGAUACUAAUGAAAAACUCAUGACUGCUUCCAGAGUCCCAACACAGCUUGGUCAUUAAGUAAAAACAAUUCACGUGUUGGAUAAACAAUUCCAGACCACAUUCCAAGGCAGCAAAACACAGGAGAAGCAAAUGAGAUACUGUUGUUUUCCUUUUUCUCUGAGCCUUCUCAGCUUCCUAGGAGAGAAAUCCUGGUGAAGGGAUUUUUCCAGAAAAUAGGACAGUGACACUCAGUGGUGCUCUUUUUGUCAGGAGUUCAGUGAAAUCACAGAACCCAGAGUGGUCUGGGUCAGAACGGGCCUUAAAGCCCAUUCUAAUUCAAUUAUGAAAUUAAAUUAGAGGGGACUUAAAAAUCCAAAUGUGUUGCAGAUCCCGUUCCCAGCUCAGUGGACAGCACUGAGUACAGGUGUUACUUUUAUUAUGAAUAAAAUAAAUUGGUUAAAACCCAA
This is a messenger RNA of Haemorhous mexicanus (house finch), 8623 nucleotides long. It is a transcript of the gene NRROS, whose product is annotated as negative regulator of reactive oxygen species. The coding region runs from base 361 to 2424 and encodes 687 amino acids. Gene Ontology annotation, molecular function: protein binding. Lineage: Eukaryota; Metazoa; Chordata; Aves; Passeriformes; Fringillidae. The record is from RefSeq and is a predicted model, not a curated record. The transcript is spliced from 4 exons.